AUGCAGCAUAUUCCGAAUACAAUUGAGGAACAGUUGAUUUGGAAAGCUGUCCAUGAAGAAUGUCCGUGGGAGAAUCUACCAAAAAGACUUCAAGCUACUCUUACUUCUAAAGAAGAGUGGUGCAGAAGGAUCAUUGAACAUUGCAUUAAGAAAAGACUCCAGUGGAAUAAGUGUUUUGCUCGCAAAGUAAGCAAAGAAGGUGAUUAUUAUGAAGAGAUGAUGCGUUACUUACGAAAAAAUCUAGAGUUAUUUCCCUAUCACCUUGCAGAGUAUGUUUGUCGUGUGAUGAGGUUAUCGCCUUUCAGAUAUUACUGUGAUAUGAUCUUUGAGGUUAUGAGAAAUGAACAACCAUAUGACAGCAUACCAAACUUCAGUGCUGCUGAUGCUUUACGACUUACAGGAAUAGGGAGAAAUGAAUUUAUUGAUAUCAUGAACAAGUGCAAAUCUAAGGUACUCAAUGACACAAUCCGUUUGCUUAAAGAAUAUGAGUAA
This is a messenger RNA of Mangifera indica (mango), 492 nucleotides long. Its product is annotated as protein FAM91A1-like. The coding region runs from base 1 to 492 and encodes 163 amino acids. The transcript is spliced from 4 exons. The record is from RefSeq and is a predicted model, not a curated record. Lineage: Eukaryota; Viridiplantae; Streptophyta; Magnoliopsida; Sapindales; Anacardiaceae.